AGGUAACUCUUUUUCUGGAUUCAUUCCGAGCACUCUGUGCCUCUUGACAAACCUUGAAUUCCUCGGAUUGUCCAUGAAUAAUUUGACCAUUGAUACCUCUACUCCAGAAGUUAAUAUUUUGUCUUGUCUGCCAAAUCUUAGAAAUUUGAGGUGGCUAAUCUUCGGAAGCAAUCCAUUAAAUGUGAAGCUUUCGAUUUCCUUCAGUAAUUUCUCUGCAUCACUUCAAUAUCUUUGGUUAGGAAAUUGCAGCUUGAGAGGUAACAUCCCCAGUGAUAUUGGGAAUUUGAGUAGCUUGAUAGAUUUAAACCUGGGAGGCAAUCAAUUGAGCGAGCCAAUUCCAAGCUCAAUCGGAAGACUACAUAAUCUUCAAUGUUUGUGUGUGUCUGGUAACACAUUGCAAGGAUACAUUCCAGAUGAGCUUUGUCAACUAGAAAAGUUAAGUAUUUUGAAUUUGGGUGGGAAUCAACUUUCUGGUUCUGUACCUUCCUGCUUGGGUAAUCUAACAGCAUCUCUAAGGUAUCUAUUCUUAUGGUCCAAUUUGUUGAAUUCCACCAUACCAUCUACCUUGUGGGGACUUACAGAUAUCUUGAAACUAGACUUGUCAUCCAAUUCUCUCAUUGGACCUCUAUCAGGUGGUGUUGGUAAUUUGAAAGUUGCUGUAUACUUGGAUGUAUCAUACAACCACUUAUCUGGUAGUAUACCAAGCAGCGUUGGGAGUUUAUUGAAUUUGGUCAAUCUCUCCUUAGCACAUAAUAAUCUAGAAGGCCUUAUUCCUAGUUCCUUUGCUACCUGUUUAAGCUUAGAACUGUUGGAUUUAUCUCAGAACAGUCUCUCUGGAGUGAUUCCAAAGUCUCUUGAAGCACUCUCAUAUCUCAAGUAUCUGAAUCUAUCUUUCAACAUACUCCAAGGAGAAAUUCCAACCGGCGGUCCAUUCAAAAACUUCUCUGCUGAAUCAUUUGUUUCAAACCGUGGAUUUUGUGGUGCAUCCCAUUUCCAAGUUCCACCAUGCAAAAGAAAAACUAGCACAUCUAUCUUGAAGUAUGUUAUUCCGGGGAUCUUGUCAGCAAUGCUUCUAGCGACCUCCAUGAUAUGGUUGUUGAUGUUGCGUACAAAAAAGAAUGUGAAAGCAGCAGCAAAUUCUAUCUUCACGCCUCAAGAUUUCUGGAGAAGAGUUUCAUACCGAGAGCUCCUAAGUGCGACAGAUGGAUUCAAUGAAAGCAACUUACUUGGUACUGGGGGUUUUGGCUCAGUAUAUAAAGGAACAUUGUCAGAUGGGAUGGACGUUGCGAUAAAGGUUUUCAAUUUGGAGUUGGAAGACGCAUUUUCAAGUUUUGAGGUUGAAUGUGAAAUGCUAAGUAGUGUUCAUCACCGAAAUCUUGUCAAAGUCAUCAGUUGUUGCAGUCAAGUGGAUUUCAAAAGUCUUGUCUUGAAUUACAUGCCUAAUGGGAGCCUUGAGAAGUGGUUGUACUCUCAGAAUUCUUCUUUGAACAUAAUGCAGAGGUUGGAUAUAAUGAUAGAUGUUGCAUCGGCAUUGGAGUACCUUCAUCAUGGUUAUGAAGUACCUAUUGUCCAUUGUGAUUUGAAGCCAAGCAACAUCCUACUAGAUGAUGAUAUGGUUGCACAUGUUGCUGAUUUUGGUAUUGCGAGACUCCUGGGUGGAGAAGAUUCUAUGACUCAAACCAUGACCUUGGCCACAAUUGGGUAUAUGGCUCCAGAGUAUGGAAUGCAAGGAAUAGUGACCAGAAGAGGUGAUGUGUAUAGUUUUGGUAUUGUAGUGAUGGAAACAUUCACAAGAAGGAAGCCAACUGAUGAGAUCUUCACUGGGGAAAUGAGACUGAAUCAAUGGGUUGCAAAUUUCCUAGUUGCAGAUGCGAUAGUUGAAGUUGUGGAUGCUAGUUUACUUGGAAGCGAGGAGGCUCAUGACUUCAUGAGCAAGAGGGAGUGCUUAUCAUCCAUUAUGAGAUUAGCUGUUGCUUGUUCAGCAGAAUCACCGGAAGAGAGGAUAAACAUGCAAGAGGCUGUAGCCAUGCUUAAAACAAUCAAGAUCAAGUUUUCAAAGGACUCUGCUGCAAGAGGUGUGGUGGUGAACUGUCGUCCUGUUUCGUAACCCCUUAACUUAUGUGUCGAUAUAUCUUGGCAUGGCAUUUGAUUCAGUACGUAAUUAUGCAAUUGUUUGGCAAUGUGGUUCUGAGUCAAGUUUGGUUGGUAAUUCACUCUGCUACUCUGUAUUCAAAAAUAACUUCCAUCUAGCUCUUUCCACUUUGUAGUUUCUGUGUUUUUCUGCUUUGAGGCUAGCUGCUUGAAUAAACCAAAGCACUACUAUUUUCUCAAAUUCUUCUAUCUUUAAGUUCUUAAUGUACUUAUCAUGGUAGUGUAUGCCUAGGAUUUAUAUGAGGUGUCAGUAUGUUGUACUCCAAUCAUUCUUA
Messenger RNA from Rosa rugosa (rugosa rose), 2426 nucleotides. RefSeq names its product putative receptor-like protein kinase At3g47110. The transcript has 2 exons. Gene Ontology annotation, molecular function: protein kinase activity; protein binding; ATP binding. Bases 74 to 2107 code for a protein of 677 amino acids. Gene Ontology annotation, biological process: protein phosphorylation. NCBI's taxonomy places the organism in Eukaryota, Viridiplantae, Streptophyta, Magnoliopsida, Rosales, Rosaceae. The record is from RefSeq and is a predicted model, not a curated record.